GGCAGAGCCCCCAGCCCGGCCCUCUAGUUACAGCUGCCUUUCUGCCUACAGCACCCACUUCUUUCGCCGAGAAUAUUCUCCUGGGAAACGGGUGCCCUCUGGUGGCCCUGCCGGUGCUCUGCCGAUGCCCAGUCCUCAGCCUCUGCAGGGGGGAAAAGGCCUCCAAGGAUCACCCCCAGCCCUACCGGAAGCCCGUCCACCCUCCGCAGAGCUUCGGGGAGGCCCUUCCCAGCCCGCUGCCGGCAGGGUGACACGCACACUCCUGGCAUCCAUUCGCCCACAGACAUUUCUCCUUAUGACUGCCAGCCAGACUCAGCGCCGCUGGGAGCCUGGGGCCGGCAUGUCCAGGGCCCGAGGCUGCUCCGGCCCCCCUGCCCUGUUCCCACCCUUGAGGGCCAAUGGGCUCCCGCCAUCAAGAUCCCUCUGAGCACCUGCAGACGGAGCAUCUGGGGAAGGGCGUCCCGAGAGCCCAGGCAGGCAGCACCUGUGGCGGAUUCCGCACAACAAAGGCCUAGGGAACCUGCCAGAUGCCAGCCGUGGCGCAGGGAGAGAAGUCAACAUACCACGAGUGUGAAUUUCUACCAGUGUAGGUCAAGACGCCCCGGACGACGGAGGCGGCGCUGGAACGCGGGGGCAGCUCCAAGGCGCCGGCUGCAGGCUUGCUGACUGUUCGGCGCGUCCUGGGAAGCUGCGGCCCGACCUUCCUUCUCAGGGUUCGCGCCUCGCGCCGUCUCCCGAGGCUUGCAGAGCGCACCCGUCCUGCUCCGGAGUAACACACAGGUGAGUCAGAGAACGAGCGAUUCUUUCCCAAAAGAAAACAAGUCUAGUAAAUUGAUGGGGAAGCUCGGAGUUCCGGUUUGUUUCUAACAGGGAGAAUCCAUCCCCCACCCAAACAGGCGGGGCACGAUCCCGCGGCGCCCGCAGCUGCCGAGGGCUGGAGGGCCGCGCGAGCGCGAACUACGUCUCCCGGCAUGCUCCGGGCCAGCAGGGCCCCGCCCCUUCCCGAGAGCGGGCGACCUGGCGGAGGCCGGAGAGCCGCUUCCUCUUCCUCUCUCAUUGGGGCAGCCCUGUGCCAUUCGGGCGCGAGGGGAAGGUGCUGCUUACUGAUUGGCGGAUGCCGUUUGGCGCCAACUAGGAAAGGGGGGCGGGGCAGCGGCGGUCCCCAGUGAGCAGCUAGCUAUUACCGCGAAAGGCCUUCUCGGCGGCGACGGCCCGGGAGGGAGGUGGAGGUCGGCUGGGUCCCCCGAGACCCCAGGCUGGGCAAGGAGGCGAGAGAAAAGCGGAGAGGGCGUGAGCCCGUUGCCUCGCGGCUCUGGCCGUCCGCCGUGCUUGUUUGUGUUUAAUCCUCAGGUCGCCGCCUCGCGGAGGGGAGCCCCCGUGCCUGGCCGCCGCCUGCCGGGGCUGGGCUCCGCCCGUCCGCGCCGCCUUCCCGCGGCGGCCGCGUCCCGCAGCCGCGGGGCCGUGUUUGCGUUUGACCCCCGUGGGCGCGAGGCCGCGGCCGGUGUGGGCGGGCGCGGCGGAGGCGGGGAGGCGGGAGCCGCCAUGGAGCUGGGCCCCGAGCCCCCGCACCGGCGCCGCCUGCUCUUCGCCCGCAGCCCGCCUCCCGCGCAGCAGCCCGUCGUGAAGGCGCUGUUCGGCGCGCCGGCCUCCGGGGGCCUGUCGCCCGUCACCAGCCUGGCGGCCACCAUGGGCCGGCUGCCGGGGCUGGGCAGCGAGUGCGGGCGGCCGCCGGAGGCGAGGAACGGCAGCCUGCAGAGGACGGGCUCCUGCGAGUCCACCGACUCGGGCUUUUGUCUGGAUUCUCCUGGGCCCUUGGACAGAAGAGAAAACCUUGAAAAUCCCAUGAGGAGAAUAAACCCCCUGCCUCGGAAGCUCCUGGGGUGUAGCCCUGCCCUGAAGAGGAGUCAUUCUGACUCGCUUGACCAUGAUGUCUUCCAGCUAAUCGACCCCGAUGAGAACAAGGAAAACGAAGCCUUUGAGUUUAAGAAGCCUGUAAGACCCGCGUCUCGAGGCUGCCUGCAUCCUCAUGGACCUGAGGAGGGUAAAGAUUUCUUCACACAGAGGCAGAACUCUGCCCCUGCUCGGAUGCUUUCCUCACAUGAGAGAGAUAGUGGCAAACCUCUUUUUCUGCCCCAGUCACCUGUGGCUGCCACUCUAUCCGACGAAGACGAUGGCUUUGUGGACCUUCUUGACGGAGAGAGUCUGAAGAAUGACGAAGAGACCCCGUCGUGUGUGGCAAGCCUCUGGACUGCUCCCCUCGUCAUGAGGAGAAAUAUGAACAUCGGCAACAGAGACAUGCCGAGUGAGUCCCCACCCACGGGCAGCCCCACUGCCUGGUCGGUGCUGAAAAGACCCGACCGCUCUCCAGAGGAGCCGCCACCUGGAAGUAGGAAGCGGAGGAGGAGCAGGGCUGGGGCCUGUCCCACAGCGGCCAGUCCGGAGGAGCCCCAGGAGACCCUACAUCAGUUUUUAUCUCUGACAUCUUCCCCAAAAGGGACCAUUGAGAACAUUUUGGAUAAUGACCCAAGAGACCUUAUAGGAGACUUCUCCAAGGGUUAUCUCUUUCAUACAGUUGCUGGGAAACAUCAGGAUUUAAAAUACAUUUCACCAGAAAUUAUGGCGUCUGUUUUGAAUGGCAAGUUUGCCCACCUCAUUAAAGAGUUUGUCGUCAUUGAUUGCCGGUACCCGUAUGAAUACGAGGGAGGCCACAUCAAGGGCGCAGUGAACUUGCAUAUGGAGGAGGAGGUCGAGGACUUCUUGCUCAAGAAACCCAUUGUGCCCACUGACGGCAAACGCGUCAUUGUCGUGUUCCACUGCGAGUUUUCCUCUGAGCGGGGCCCGCGCAUGUGCCGCUACGUGAGGGAGCGAGACCGGCUCGGUAACGAGUACCCCAGGCUGCACUACCCAGAGCUAUACGUCCUGAAGGGUGGGUACAAGGAGUUCUUCCUGAAAUGCCAGUCUCACUGUGAGCCCCCCAGCUACCGGCCCAUGUACCACGAGGACUUCAGGGAGGAUCUCAAGAAGUUCCGCACCAAGAGCCGGACCUGGGCUGGCGAGAGGAGCAAGCGGGAGAUGUACAGCCGUCUCAAGAAGCUCUGAGGGGUGGUGGCGUCACAGGCAGCAGCCUGAGCCUCCUGCGUCCUCCCCACUGCUUCCCCCAUCACGCAGAGGAGCUGGAGCAGAGCUGGGCUGUGCAAGGAGAGGGCCUGGGGCUGUCCGCCUGAGGCCCGCCUCCCACUCCCAGGGCCAGAGCCUCGAGCACUGGCCGCACCUCGUCCAUCCCUGGAGACAUUCUGCUGCCUUGGGCGGAACUGGCUGCGGGAGCCACAGGCGCACAGCAAGCACCACAGUGUCCCCAUGGGUGGGCCCUGUCCCAUCCCAGGGGAGGGCAGAGGAGCAGGGUGCUGCUGGCCAGACACCGGAGACAACCGGAAGGGAGUGGUUUUGGUGGGACAACCCGUGUGUAACUUAUUCAACUUCAUCACUUUUUUUUUUUUUUAACUCCUGGAGACUUUAUGAUUUAACUGCUUCUUUAAUUCACAGUACUGCCAUUCUAGCUAGGGUUUUAUCUUCCCAGGGACUACCUCCACCUUUAAUUUAGAAAAGGAAGGAGGGGGAAGGAGGUGAGCUGGUGUUUGCAGGGCAGAGAACUGGGGGCUGUCGCCUGAAGGUGCUGUGGGAGUGGACCCAAGGAGGGGGCUGCAGGACCUGAACUAGCCCUCCCACACCUUUGUCAAAGGCCGUUAAUCCGUUUUGGGGUGCCUCCUCCCACACCUUCCCUGUGACACGAUUGGAGUGGGAAUGGAGCAUCAGAUUGAUGUCUGGGCUGCCUGUGUAGACAGGGCUGUACUGUGUUCCUCAGGAAGCAGGGUAAGCUUGAAGGCUGAGCUUCCCCAGUUUAUCAUGUUUCAGCUUGAGGGGUGGGGAGUGAUGGGUCAUCAUGUUGCCCCUCACCCAGCCCCAUGGAAGUGGAGGUCUCACGAGCACUUUCCAUCCCAGGAGCCAGGCUGCCUCGAUUCUCGACGGCCUGUACCUUCCCCGCGCAUCCUCUCUGGGCUCCUCGCCGUCUCCGCCCCCUUGGGUGGGGAGGCCCAGUGUUCCUUAGAAGAGUCAGUCUCUCCUCCCACCACCUGUCUCGCUUCCCACUCAGGUGGGAAGGGAUGUGGACACGAGGUGGCUGGUGGCCGUGUUACGGGGUUGAAUUGCGUUUGGCUAUAAAACAACCUUGUUGGGAAGUCUGGGGAGGAGGGGACAGGGAAGGCCUUGUCUCCACACCGAGACACACUUCAGGUGGCAGGUCUCAAUCUCGUUUGUAGGGAUUCUUUUGGUUAAACACCUGAAAAGGAGGUGGCCUUCAGACUGUACCAGUUAACUAACUUGCAGACUGAAAAUAAAAAACAAUCUUG
Manis javanica (Malayan pangolin) is the source of this 4406-nucleotide messenger RNA. It is a transcript of the gene CDC25A, whose product is annotated as cell division cycle 25A. Gene Ontology annotation, molecular function: protein tyrosine phosphatase activity. NCBI's taxonomy places the organism in Eukaryota, Metazoa, Chordata, Mammalia, Pholidota, Manidae. Gene Ontology annotation, cellular component: nucleus; cytoplasm. Gene Ontology annotation, biological process: positive regulation of G2/M transition of mitotic cell cycle; G2/M transition of mitotic cell cycle; positive regulation of G2/MI transition of meiotic cell cycle. The record is from RefSeq and is a predicted model, not a curated record.